ACACCAGCCAGUUCGUCUCCUUGGUGAUGUUCGCGCUCAUGAUGUGCGAUGACAGGAUCUCCAUGCAGGAAAGGCGCAAGGAGAUCAUGCGGGGGCUGAAGGGCCUGCCAGACUUGAUUAAGGAGGUGCUGAGCAUGGAUGAUGAGAUCCAGAAGCUGGCAACAGAGCUCUACCAUCAGAAGUCCGUUCUCAUUAUGGGCCGGGGCUACCACUAUGCGACGUGUCUUGAGGGAGCUUUGAAAAUUAAAGAAAUCACCUACAUGCACUCGGAAGGGAUAUUGGCAGGGGAGCUGAAGCACGGGCCCCUCGCGCUGGUGGACAAGCUCAUGCCCGUGAUCAUGAUCAUCAUGAGGGAUCACACGUAUGCCAAGUGCCAGAACGCCCUCCAGCAGGUGAUCGCGCGACAGGGGCGGCCCGUAGUGAUCUGUGAUAAGGAAGACAUCGAGACGAUUAAGAACAACAAGCGCACGAUCAAGGUUCCCCACUCGGUGGACUGUCUGCAGGGCAUCCUGAGCGUUAUCCCCCUCCAGCUCCUGGCCUUCCACCUGGCCGUCCUCAGAGGCUACGACGUUGAUUAUCCAAGAAAUCUGGCCAAGUCCGUAACUGUAGAGUGAAAGAUCAUCUGAAUCAUAGGGGCAAAGGGGAAUUAAAUGAAAGACUUUUUUUGGUACCAAAAUAACUUGAUUUUAAAGUCCCCUAGGUAAAUCUUAUUUUGCUAAAUCAUCGUUUGUGUACGAGAUCACCGUAAUUCCAUUACAUUAGUGAUUGUCAAAUUGAUUCCACAUGCUAUGUCAAUAGCUUUGGGUUUUCUGAACACUAGACGUCCAUGAAAGGUGUUAAAUGGUUUUCUUUAAAGCUU
Messenger RNA from Tinamus guttatus (white-throated tinamou), 859 nucleotides. NCBI's taxonomy places the organism in Eukaryota, Metazoa, Chordata, Aves, Tinamiformes, Tinamidae. The record is from RefSeq and is a predicted model, not a curated record.